Molecule: messenger RNA, 1906 nt
Organism: Poeciliopsis prolifica (blackstripe livebearer)
Lineage: Eukaryota; Metazoa; Chordata; Actinopteri; Cyprinodontiformes; Poeciliidae
Gene: vip
Product: vasoactive intestinal peptide
Exons: 6
Coding region: 107-562 (151 amino acids)
Biological process (GO): positive regulation of endothelial cell proliferation; positive regulation of protein catabolic process; negative regulation of apoptotic process
Cellular component (GO): neuron projection; perikaryon; extracellular region
Molecular function (GO): peptide hormone receptor binding; neuropeptide hormone activity
Source: RefSeq, a predicted model, not a curated record
UGGCGAGCAGGAACAGCCAGACAGGCAGACGGGAUCAGCAGUUUGGAGUUGCGAGCAGCUGUUUAGGACCAAGAGAAGAAGAACCGACGAUCGCGACUUUCCGCAAAUGUGUAAAGCGAUGGUACAACGGACCGGCCCCCACCUGCUUCUCCUAAUAGCCCUGUACAGUGUGUUAUACUCCCGGACUCUGAGUCUACCGUACACAUCCACGAGACCGACGAGACAUGCAGACGGUUUGUUCACCAGCGGAUACAGCAAACUGCUGGGGCAGCUGUCGGCGAGGAGGUACCUGGAGUCUCUGAUCGGGAAGCGCGUCAGUGACGACCUGAUGGAGCCGGCGAAGCGCCACACAGACGCCAUCUUCACAGACAACUACAGCCGCUUCCGGAAACAGAUGGCGGUCAAGGAGUACCUGAACUCUCUCCUAACAGGAAAGAGAAGCCUAGAAGAUCCUGGAACCAGCGAAGCGGAGGAGUCCAGGGACGAACCCAGCUCUUUCCAGGAGCGCUACGAUAACAUCAACGUAGACCACCUCCUAAACAACUUUCAGCUGCCACUUUGAGGAGGGGCCCAUGUUGGAAUGAAUACCUCAUCUCAUCUUAUAAAAAUGUUAUUGACAAAACCAACAAAGAAACAAAAAAAAAGAGAAAUAAACACAUUUAAAGAAAAAAUGCACACACAUGGUAUUCGAUGAAAAGGACAGGAUCGACCAACAGUGAUAUGUUUUUCGGUGUGGCUAUUUAUCUAUUCAUCUACACAGUACAUGUUUACACUGUAUGUAUUCAGAUCAUGGUAACGGUUAAAGAUUCUGCAGGCAGCACUGAGCAUCGUGUGUGUGUCUGUCUGCAGGUUUGAUUGGUCAGAAAUGCUACGGGAGGAGUUUAUUUAACACAGGGGCCACGUUUAUCUGCUUUCGGAUUUUGUUCUUUUUCCGAAAAGUGUCUCACAUUGGCAUCAAUUUUUUUUUUCCCCCUUUUGACCGAAGAUGAACAUCCUGAUUUCCAAAGUCUUCCAAAGUGUGAAGUCUUAAGGGAUUCUCACAGAUUUACAUUUGGAGAUGGUCUGUUAUAGAGUUCAUCUGAUUUUCAGUGCCAUACAUCUCCAUAAGCUUUUAUUUUUUCUUUGAAGAAUAUAUAGACAACACACAUUUUGCUAUUACGUUAAACUUGUUGCAUUGCGUUUUUGUCUUAAUGUCUACAAAAACUGGCGUUUAAAUUGGAAAGUUCAGAAACAAAAACAGAUUUUCCUCUGGGCCACUGACUUAACUCAUAAAUGUAAAUUUUUGGGGGAAUAUUAAUUUUAGAUUUUAACUUUUGGCAAAGCAACUAGGAACUUUGUUUAAAAAAAAAAUAAUUCCCUAAUUAAAUAGUUGGUUAAAAACAGCAUGGUUCAAACAACAUCAUUUUGAAAGUUGUGUAAUUGGUGUACCCAUAUGUUUGCAUUAGACCUGUAGCACACAACUCUGUCAUUAAAAUAUGUGUUUAUAAUUAUUAAAUGUCUUUAAUUACAAGCCAAUUGCGUUCUGUAAGAUCUUCCAGUUUGUGAGCUGCAAAGCGAAUUCCAUUGAUUUCUGCAUAUUGAGAAUUUCACAGUAUAAUAGAAAAUCUGCCAUUUUUGUCGUUCUUGAAUGUUAAAUGAUAUAAAUUGUAACAAUGGGCCAUUUCUAGUGGUGUAUUUUCUGGAAUGGUUGCGGAGUGUUUGUAAGCGGGUCUUUGGAUUGUGAAAGAAGGAAGCUGCAAGGCAAAGGGCCGAAACUCGGAAAGGACACAGAUGCAUAUAAUCACUUUAUACUAUUCAACAUAUAGAGCAAAGAGGUUUUCAUUGUGCGUGGAACUGCCUUCGGUACAUAUAGUGACGUGGACACGAGUGACCAAAUAAAAGAUGUUGGUUUAUUUUUCAAAGCUGA